AUGGUAGCUCCAAUAUUAGUAGUAGGCAUAGUUAAAGCUAUUCCAAAAGAUCGGAUUGAAUAUCACAAGAAAAGAAACAGAAAAAAACAAGAUGAAAUUGACAAACUAAACAAAAAAGUUGAACUCGAACAAGAAGAAAAGACCAAAUUAGCUCAACAAAAACAAAACACUGAUGACCCUGCUGAGAAAAGAGAUGAAAAAGUUGAUAAUAUUUACCAAGGAUUUGAUGACAAUUUAAGUCAAGAACAAUUUGUAGCUGAGUCUAAUUCUAUUAAUUGA
Messenger RNA from Entrophospora sp. SA101, 279 nucleotides. Lineage: Eukaryota; Fungi; Glomeromycota; Glomeromycetes; Entrophosporales; Entrophosporaceae. The record is from the annotation of a GenBank genome assembly.